AGACAAUAUGUAUUGGCAUUAAGGCAUAGACCACUACAUCUUCAUAUCCUACAUCUUCAGACUUUUCGAGAGGACGCUCGUGACCGACCGAAGUCCUACAUAUGCUGCAGCAUCCUAACAUCACGAUGAAUGCAUCCCUAGCGUCGAAUAAUUCUCUGUCGACGUCCCUGAGAACGGCGGACUUAACAGAGCCACCUACCGGGAGGGAUGAACAUCUGGCGCUGUUCGAGGUUGCCACACUUGCCGUCAUUUUCGUAGUCACCGUAGUGGGUAACACCACUGUAUUGCUGGCUUUGUGGGCUAGGAGGAGAUAUGCCGGAAGAAAAAAACUAUCCCGCAUGUACUUCUUCAUCCUGCACCUUAGCAUCGCUGACCUCAUCACAGCCAUCUUCAGCGUCCUGCCUCAACUGGCCUGGGAGGUAACCUACAGGUUCUACGGCGAAAACAUCCUCUGCAAGUUCAUCAAAUUCAGUCAGACCUUGGGACCUUACUUGAGUUCGUACAUUCUGAUGGCUACUGCGGUGGACAGACACCAGGCCAUAUGUCAUCCAUUAACGUAUUGCUCGUGGACCAGCAGAAGGUCAAAGGUUAUGGUGUAUGGAGCUUGGAUAACGAGCUUGAUUUUCUGCUUGCCGCAGGUAUUCAUAUUUUCGUACCAAGAACUAUCAGAAGGAGAGUAUGACUGUUGGGCAACAUUUAGCUACAGUUGGGGAGAAAGAGCUUAUGUUACAUGGUACAGCAUCUCGAUAUUCAUCGUACCCCUCAUCAUCCUCAUUUUCACCUACACAGCAAUCUGCAGGACCAUCUGGCUCAGUUCUGAAUCCAACUUGAGGCCCAGAAAUUCACAGACCUACCAAAACAACGGGAAGAAUAGGAGAUUGCCUCUCAUUUCAAGGGCCAAAAUCAACACCAUAAAGCAAACCAUAGCGGUUAUAGUAAUGUACAUAGUUUGCAGUUCACCCUUCAUAGUAGCCCUGCUUUGGGCUUCUUGGGAUCCUGAUAACCCCUUCAAAGAAGGGGUGUCAUUCGUCAUCCUGACCCUGCUAUACAGUCUGAAUAGCUGUUUCAACCCCUGGAUCUACUUGGCUUUCAACAGAGAACUUCCCAGAUUACUUCUAAAACACUGUCUGACGUCCAGGACGAAUUAUAGCGCCGCCAAUGGGGGAGGUCGUACCGGAAGCAAUUCCUCUGGUAUCCAGACAACCACACUCCGGUCCUUCUCCAGGUGGUCAAUAUGCAACAGCUCCAAGUCGUCCAAGAUGCCACUCACCAACGGCAAGAACCUACCCCGCCCCUACCUAGCCAAGUACAAGGCACAGAGAUGGGUGGUCACAACGCCCAACACUAUGAGCACGGCCACCUGAAAAUCGAGUGACGAUGGCCUACUAGACUUCGGAUCAGGCUGUCGAUGCAUGGACGACAUCUCCAAUUCUUCCCUGGUUGAGCUUAGCGAGCUAACUUCAGAGUUGACGGAUUUUCUUGAGAUAGAUUUAACAGAGUCUGUGAUUUAGGUUUAGACGAAAUGUAUUGCGUGGUCAUAGAAAAACGAUGGAAGGCUGAGUUCCAAAAUUGCUCCUUCAAAUCUCUUGCUAUAUACAGGGUGUUCUGAUUU
Harmonia axyridis is the source of this 1612-nucleotide messenger RNA. It is a transcript of the gene ITR, whose product is annotated as mesotocin receptor-like. NCBI's taxonomy places the organism in Eukaryota, Metazoa, Arthropoda, Insecta, Coleoptera, Coccinellidae. Bases 102 to 1364 code for a protein of 420 amino acids. Gene Ontology annotation, molecular function: peptide binding; vasopressin receptor activity. Gene Ontology annotation, cellular component: membrane. The record is from RefSeq and is a predicted model, not a curated record. The transcript has 7 exons. Gene Ontology annotation, biological process: G protein-coupled receptor signaling pathway.